AUGCAACGCGAAUCUGCAGCCGAACUUCAUUCGCUAGUGGAGAAAUUUGAAGCCAACGUGAAGGUACUGAAGCAACUUGGAGAGAAGACUGAGUUCUGGGACAUCAUCCUCAUCCGAAUGUUGAGUAUCCGCCUGGAUCCAACCACUCGACGAGACUGGGAGGAGCACUCGUCGACGAAGGAUGCCAUUUCGUUCACAGACCUCAUAUCGUUCAUCCAGCGGAGGGUGACUGUUCUCCAAACUAUUCAAAGGAAAGUCGAAGAAGCUCCAGCGUCCACUCAGCAGCUCAAGAAGUUUGCUCAACGUCCGAUUGCCAGUAACGGAGCCAACCAAUAUAACUUCGGACAGAAAUGCAUCUUCUGUUCUGAUCAACAUCCGCUCUAUUUGUGUUCGUCGUUCACCAAACUCGUCUUGGAGGAGAAAGAGAUGGAAGUUCACCGACAUCAGCUCUGCCGUAGCUGCCUUCGCAAAGGUCAUCACGCUCGGGAUUGCUCGUCAUCUAGCUCCUGCCGCAAGUGUAGAGGCCGACAUCAUACGCAGCUCUGCUCCGGGAAAAAUUCAGUCGCUGAGAACUCCAGGACUACCGAAUCUUUCCAAUCCGAGGCACCAAUCGCUUCUACGUCCGGCGAGCAACCAAAGGCAUCCGUAUCAGCUACCAUCCAUGAACCUGUCAGCUACGCGAGCUCCGAACAGUUACAGCACAAUGUACUUUUGGCCACAGCAGUCGUCAAACUGGUCGACGACAAUGGAACUGUUCACCACGCACGAGCACUUCUCGACUCCGGUAGUGAAUGCUGUUUCAUUACCGAGACCUUCGCGCAGCUCGUCAAGGCACAUCGCAAGAACAUCUCUGUUCCGAUUUCGGGGAUCGGUCAAUCGUCGUCGCAUGCACGAUACAAGAUCGUUUCCACCAUUCGCUCGAGAGUCAGUGAUUACUCCACCUCGGCUGAAUUUCUGGUCCUACCCAAAGUCACCAUCGAUCUACGAACUGCCUCUUUCGACACUUCUUCGUGGCAAAUUCCUCCUGGAGUGCACUUAGCCGGCCCAUAUUUUCACGAAUCGAAGCAGAUCGAUAUCGUCAUCGGAGCUGAAAUCUUUUUCGAGCUCUUUAAAGUUCCUGGGCGCAUUCCACUUGGUAACUCUCUUCCGACUUUGGUUAACUCGGUCCUCGGUUGGAUCGUUUCAGGCAAGGUUUCGCACGGCACUCCUACGAAACAUGUAAUCUCCAACGUCGCAUUGGUCGCUGACCAACAUCGGUCCACGAAGCAUUUCUGCUCCACUGAGGAAGACGCUACUCCUUCCUCCUCCGACGAACAAUCAACAUGCAAAGAACAAAUUCGACUUACUCGCUUGCCAACAAAAGACGAUGCCAGUAAUGCACUCGAGAAACCAGAAGAGCGACCGACAACCAUCUGCCCAGUAUUCGCAGAACCAUCCUUCAUCGAACUACACAUGGACAAGUUCUGCGAUCACGAUACAAUACGUCAACCUCCAAUAAUCAUCGUCACAACCUCCUACGUUACGGAAAGAAAGAACAAAGCGGAAACAACCUUACUCAGGCUGAUCCAACAGCAAACGUUCGCAUACCAGUGA
This is a messenger RNA of Ochlerotatus camptorhynchus, 1593 nucleotides long. RefSeq lists its product as uncharacterized. The record is from RefSeq and is a predicted model, not a curated record. Gene Ontology annotation, molecular function: zinc ion binding; nucleic acid binding. Bases 1 to 1593 code for a protein of 530 amino acids. The transcript has a single exon. Lineage: Eukaryota; Metazoa; Arthropoda; Insecta; Diptera; Culicidae.